GUGACUGCUAUAAAGCAGAAUCGGCGAUAUUGCUCAUAUAUAUCUGAGUAUUAUUUUAAUCAUCCCCUCUCACACAUCGUUCAGCCGAGACGCCCGUUCGGACAUUUCCGUUAGCGCUCGGCUUUCUCCGGGUCGGGUCUCCACCAAGUCGUCCAGUGAUACUCUUUAUCACUUGUGCUGCACUUCGACCUGACUACAUCUGCAGCGUCCGAACCUCAACACUCAUUCAUUCAUCCAUUCACCAACCAGCGAAGAAGUCAGCGUGGAGACCAAAGAUUGCCAUGCAGCUGCUGAUUCGUCGCUACCAACCUGCCGACAAGGACGUGGUGCGGUCUCUAUUCAGCGUUGGAAUCUUGGAGCACAUCGGACCAUGUUUUCGCAACGCCAUGAGCAACCCUGUCCACCUGUCCAUCACCCUCUCCCUCUGUGUCUUCAGCUACCUGCUUGGUUCUGUGCUGACUGCUGUGUUGGCAGUACUCUGGGUUCUUGCCAUCUACGGCUGCUGUCACGAGAUUUACGCUGGCUUUGUCAGGGUGAAGCUGCACACCGACAUGCAGGACAUCUGCGGGAACUAUCUAAAUCGACCAGAUAGCUGUUUUUGGGUGGCUGAGGCGGAGCUUUACGGCAAGGUCCAAAUAUUAGGUAUGGUUGCAGUCGUGGCCAAACAAAACGGGAAAGAGAAGUACGGAGAGCUAUUCCGAAUGAUCAUUUCACCUCAGUGCAGGCGCACUGGACUCGGCCUCAAGAUGACGCAGAUGGUACUGGACUUCUCUGAGCAACAAGGCUUUUCAAAAGUGGUUCUGGAGACCAGCUCCACGCAGGUGGCGGCUAUUGCCCUUUAUGAGAAACUAGGCUUUGAAGUGGUCCUCACACACACAAACACUGAAGGCCCCGUCUGGAUGGCCUGGCUGUCUGGAGUGAAGGUUAUAAGAAUGGAGAAGAAGUUGGGGAAGUAAGAGCGGUGGCAUAACAUUCUGUUUUGGUCUGGGAUGGUGUGCAAGUGUAAAUCCAGGUGGUUAUUAUGUCCAAAAGGUGUUCCAUCACUACGACCGAUACGUAGCGCACACACCUUGGAUGCAUCACAGGAUCAUGGUGAUGAUGCUAUGAACAGUUAUUUAAGCCAGCAAUGUGACAACAAUAGCGGUGAAUAUAAACCAUUACAUUGUCAGUAAAUCACAGGCCUUUAUCAAGACUAAAGCAUAACAUAUAUGUAGACUCAUUUGCAUUCAUUGUCAUCAAAAAUAUUCAUGUGGAUUUUGGCAACAGAAAAGGAAGAUUUUCUUCACAAAGUAUUUCUCCGCGUUGCAUGUCACAACUAGUAUGCUAACCAUAGAGAGACAGUACGACACUGAGUGAGUGAGUUUUGGCAGAUAAAAUUAUGGGUCUUUUGAAGGUAGUCCAUUCACUUGGACAAACAAUUGUAAUUCUGUUGCCAAAUUGUGUGAAUUCCAUUCUGCCAUUCUUUCGUCAUCACUGUUUUUACAUUGUAUUUAAAUGUAAAGGGUCUAUGGUGAUUUCUUUUUUAUUAGGGUUCAUAUGUAUCAUAUACUAGAACCAAUAAUCAUUAUAUUAAGUAUACAGUACGGUUGAUUUUAAGACAUUUUAGGAAACAUGCGUUACCACCUUAUUAACACUAGAUAGCGCCAAAUCUCACCGAAGCGUCUCACACGUGAAUUCCACUUCAUUUCGUCUGUUAUUGUAGACUACCUAAAACCUAAGGAACCUUUAUAUGGAGCUGAAAAGUGAUCACAAAGUCAUUUUGAUUUGAGAAUGAUUUUUUUUUUUUAAAACAAUGAUAUCAUAAGACAACUUCUGACUGAAGUUGUCAGUCUGUGA
Molecule: messenger RNA, 1836 nt
Organism: Synchiropus splendidus (mandarinfish)
Lineage: Eukaryota; Metazoa; Chordata; Actinopteri; Syngnathiformes; Callionymidae
Gene: nat8l2
Product: N-acetyltransferase 8-like 2
Exons: 2
Coding region: 282-956 (224 amino acids)
Molecular function (GO): N-acetyltransferase activity
Source: RefSeq, a predicted model, not a curated record